Colletotrichum godetiae is the source of this 2604-nucleotide messenger RNA. RefSeq lists its product as uncharacterized. Bases 1 to 2604 code for a protein of 867 amino acids. The record is from RefSeq and is a predicted model, not a curated record. Gene Ontology annotation, molecular function: serine-type endopeptidase activity. Lineage: Eukaryota; Fungi; Ascomycota; Sordariomycetes; Glomerellales; Glomerellaceae. Gene Ontology annotation, biological process: proteolysis. Gene Ontology annotation, cellular component: membrane; cell wall. The transcript has 6 exons.
AUGCACUGCAUUCGACAUCUCGGACUCAUUUUUGCCGGUUUUGCUGCAGCCCUCGUCCCCUCACCCACAGGUGGAAAACUUCGUAAUGGCUUUGUUAUUCAAUACGACAUUACGGCACAGAGCUCUGAAGGUGUGCGAUUAGCCAUCGAGAAUGGGCUUCAAGAACAUGGCUUCCACUGCUCCGUCAGUAGUUUCCGCGAGUAUAAGUCAGACAUUCUUCACGGAGCGUCUUUCUCACUGAAAUGCGGUGAAGGAGUGGCUCAACUCCAACCAUCGCUGGAUACCAUCGCUCUCGUCACUAAUGCCCAGAAUGCAUGGCGUCUUCCCUUGGAAGGGUACUCAGAAACGAAGGACAUUGGCCAUAGAAGCACCGUGCAAGUCAACAUCGACAGCACCAGCACCGCGUCGAAGGCCGCGCUGCUCCGGGCUUCGCAUGAAGACGCUGGCGUGUUACGCUUACACGAGGAGAAUGUCACUGGCAGGAACGUCCGCGUUGCCAUCAUGGAUGCCGCGAUUGAUGUGACUGCACCCGGCCUGAGCGAAACGAACAUCGCAUACACCACCAACUUGCGGACCGGCGCCAAUAACUCAGCUGGGAGCUGUCAUCCACACGGCACCGGGAAUCUUGGUAUUGCCGGUGGAAAGGGUGAUCCGAUAUGGGGCUAUACCGGUGUGGCGCCGGAUGCCAUCUUUGAAGCGAUCGCUAUCACUGACUGCGUCAACCCCGUCAACGCAGACGAUCAGGUGAAUGACUUUCUUCAGAUGUACAAACGGCAUUUGGACAUUAUUUCCAUUCCUUAUAGUUACGAGUUGGAAUAUCCUGAAGCCCCUUGGCCCGCUUUGAUAGAGCGUAUGUUCAACAACGGUACUCUUGUAACUACUUGUGCCGGCAACACUGGCCCUGGGCUGUACUCGAUUAGGGCCCCGACGGUUAGUCGCGGUGGCAUGGCUAUUGGUACCUACGAUACUUCCCUCGUUCCGAUUUACACAUGGCAAGGGAACUGGACAGCAGGCGGUGAGACUGGUCCCGUGUACUACCACCCGAGCGAUCCCACCGAUGUCCAAACCUUUGACAUGCCUGCCCAUGUCAAUUUGACACUGUGGUGGCCUGGCGCACUCGACUCUGCGGCUCUGGAGGGUCCGCAGGAUGUUGUGUCCCCUUGCCGGCCUCUUCCUCCCGACGCGAAACCCCCCUCAGAUCCGGCAACCACGAUCCUUCUCCAGUCUAGAUACGAAUGCUGGAGCGACCUCAACGAUUCGUCAUUGGAUAUCACCACCAAAUACGGAAUACCAUAUGUUAUGGGCAUCCCCCGCAUGGGUAGCACCAACCUCAGCCCUUCUGUACGUGCGGCAGUCAAUAUCGGUUUCGAUGAAGCGGCAAGGCUUGUCUCGCUGCUCGCAAAACACGGCCGCGUUGAUCUAUCCCUGCCCGGCGAUCCAUCUUCAGCCAACAUGAACCUCAGCUUCAUCCCCAACAACCAGACGGGUCUCACGCCGUCAUCUUGGACAACCUGGGGUCCGGCUCUGGAUACCCACAUGGGUGUGGCCGUCCUUGGGCCAUCGCAGUACGUCGCCAUGCCGUUCCCUGCACGCCUCGGCGGCCUCGGCCACGUCCUGUCCGUUACAACGACGGCAUUCCGGACUUUAAUGUUCGUGAUGUCAAGGCCCCGGUCCAGCAGCAAGGAGGUGGGGGGGGGGGGGGGGGUCGACGCCUGGUCUGCUGUGCGGAACGCCACUAUUGUUAACGCGACGGAUCUUGCAUUCAACGACACCGAUAACAGACCACCGUUCCUAAGUUUCACCCUCGAAAACACUGGUAUCGAGGAGCUCUCAUAUCAACUGGAUCAUGUACCAGCGGGGUCAGGUUACGUGAUCGAUCCUGCAGCCCCCUAUACCUUCUCAUUGCCAAACAUUAGCGACGCCUACGCCAACAUAUUGAUUUCUCCCACAACCCUGACUUUGAAGGGCGGCGAAUCUGCGUCCGUGGUAGUAUCGAUCCGCUCCGAGCCCGACUUGGCCAAUGCAGCAAGUCGGCUAUCAUUCUUUGGCGGUUAUAUCGAAGUCCGCUCAUCAGCUUCUGAGGCAAAUACUCUGACCGUGCCGUACACCGGCUAUGAAGGACCGCUGCUGAUCUUACCCAUCAUUGAUCGUACGCAAACCAGCUUGAUCGGGGUCAGGCUGCCGAACUUCGCACUCAUCGAUAUCGAACCCGGCAGGGUAUUCAAUGCCACCUACAACGCCAGCGUCGGCAUUGACGAGAACCCUAUCACCUAUCCCGAUGGCAUACAUCCCGCAUUUGCCUUCCAGCAAGUUGUGAGGAGUAGACUGGUGACUUAUUCAAUGGUGAACACGAAGACUGGCGAAGCACCGUUCCAUAACGACACUGUCAGUACAGACGCGGAGCCAAUGAGUGCAGCUUGGUUUUGGGGUGGCUCGGAGGACAACGGAAGAUUUGUGCCUGCUGGAACCUACGUCUGGGAGAUACUUGCGCUACGGAUGAACGGUAACCGUGAAAACCCAACUCAUUUCGAAUUCUGGAGGUCAGAUAAAUGGACCCUAGUUUACAGUCUGAAUAGUACUGGCUUGCCAACAGUAUCCCGUUGA